Molecule: messenger RNA, 603 nt
Organism: Onychomys torridus (southern grasshopper mouse)
Lineage: Eukaryota; Metazoa; Chordata; Mammalia; Rodentia; Cricetidae
Product: keratin-associated protein 5-4-like
Exons: 1
Coding region: 1-603 (200 amino acids)
Source: RefSeq, a predicted model, not a curated record
AUGGAGUCGAGUGUGCUAAGUGUGCCUGUGAUGGGCUUGAGUGUGCUAAGUGUGCCUGUGAUGGGUUCGAGUGUGCUAAGUGUGUCUGUGAUGGGCUUGAGUGUGCUAAGUGUGCCUGUGAUGGGUUCGAGUGUGCUAAGUGUGCCUGUGAUGGGGCUUGAGUGUGCUAAGUGUGCCUGUGAUGGAGUCGAGUGUGCUAAGUGUGUCUGUGAUGGAGUCGAGUGUGCUAAGUGUGCCUGUGAUGGGUUCGAGUGUGUUAAGUGUGUCUGUGAUGGGCUUGAGUGUGCUAAGUGUGCCUGUGAUGGGUUCGAGUGUGCUAAGUGUGCCUGUGAUGGGCUUGAGUGUGCUAAGUGUGCCUGUGAUGGAGUCGAGUGUGCUAAGUGUGUCUGUGAUGGGUUCGAGUGUGCUAAGUGUGUCUGUGAUGGGCUUGAGUGUGCUAAGUGUGCCUGUGAUGGGUUCGAGUGUGCUAAGUGUGCCUGUGAUGGGCUUGAGUGUGCUAAGUGUGUCUGUGAUGGAGUCGAGUGUGCUAAGUGUGUCUGUGAUGGGCUCGAGUGUGCUAAGUGUGCCUGUGAUGGGCUCGAGUGUGCUUUCUGUCAGAUAUAA